This is a messenger RNA of Gloeophyllum trabeum ATCC 11539, 998 nucleotides long. Its product is annotated as NADH quinone oxidoreductase. The record is from RefSeq and is a predicted model, not a curated record. Gene Ontology annotation, molecular function: NAD(P)H dehydrogenase (quinone) activity; FMN binding. The transcript is spliced from 5 exons. NCBI's taxonomy places the organism in Eukaryota, Fungi, Basidiomycota, Agaricomycetes, Gloeophyllales, Gloeophyllaceae. The coding region runs from base 96 to 869 and encodes 257 amino acids.
UAACGACAUAGGCAUCGUCUGCGCUUCAUAAGGAAGCUAUAACAAUGUGUUUAUUGGGCGAGAUUCGAUCGCUCACUCAGACGCAGCGGGCGUAAAUGUGUUUUCCCUCCAAACGCCGGAAGGACGGCUCACCUGAAGAGGGUGGCCGAAUCAAACGAUCUCGAUCCGCUCAAGAACCCGCUGAAAGUACAAAUACCCCGGCCCCUCCGACAUCUACCGGAACUAAACCCACCACCACCCAAACUACCGAUACCACCAUGUCCUCCCCCAGACUCGCCAUCGUCAUCUACACGAUGUACGGCCAUGUUGCCAAACUGGCCGAGGCCAUCAAGAGUGGUAUUGAGGGUGCUGGUGGGAACGCUUCCAUCUUCCAGGUUGCAGAGACUCUUUCUCCCGAGAUUUUGAACCUGGUGAAGGCGCCGCCCAAGCCCGACUAUCCCGUUAUGGACCCUUUGGACUUGAAGAACUAUGAUGGUUUCCUGUUCGGUAUCCCCACGCGGUAUGGUAACUUCCCAGUACAAUGGAAGGCGUUCUGGGACUCCACUGGUCCCCUCUGGGCCAGCACGGCUCUGUGCGGCAAGUACGCGGGUCUCUUCGUUUCGACCGGCUCCCCUGGUGGAGGUCAGGAGUCGACUUUGAUGGCUGCCAUGUCCACCCUCGUCCACCAUGGUGUUAUCUACGUCCCCUUGGGCUACAAAUACACUUUUGCGCAACUCGCCAACUUGACUGAGGUUCGCGGUGGGUCACCAUGGGGCGCUGGUACCUUUGCCAACUCCGAUGGCUCUCGCCAGCCGACUCCCUUGGAGCUUGAGAUUGCCAACCUCCAGGGCAAGAGCUUCUACGAGUACGUUGCCAGGGUGAAGUGGUAAACUGCGUGGCGUCUCCUUUUCCGUAGGUCCUCUUGGUAGUGGCGGUUUCUAUCUUGCAUUGUAAUAUACCUGUUUUCCCAUCAUCUGUGCUGAAUCCGCACGCGUGCAUAUCCAAGCGACGUUCCAGGG